GCGCUCAGCUGUCCUAUGGUAACGCAGAGCCGAAGCGAAGCCCCAGCCCACCGCGCGAAGGCCAAGCCAAGGCGGAAUCGCAUGCACUGCGCUUGUCAUUCAGGCUGCGCUCUCCAGUCUGGCGACGUCCGCUCGGCUCUCAACUUGUUGGUCUUCAGGCGGAGCGGAAAAAAAAAACCCACGCGGAUCAGAGCUGAAGUGGAAUUACCAUCGGGACAACAAUUAAGGCCUACUAGACACCUGAGUAUGGCAAUGAGUAAAGAAAAUGAUGACCUCCUGGUUCACGGCUAUGGUGGGAUCUCGGCAAACGCUGCCAGUUCCAGCGUCUCCUCCUCUUCUUCCUCCUCCUCCUCCUUCGACAGAAUCGCCCCAGCAGUCGAUGGAGUCUCCAACACCAGCGACGGAAUCCCCUCCGCCAGUCCCCAACAGCUGUCCGUCCAGGAGGUACAGAGGUCAAAAGUGAGUCAAAAUGGCAGCCUCAAGCAGAAUGGCACACUUAAACUUCCGGCCCUUUCUUCAGACAAUCCGAGGUCUCCCCUGCUAAUGGAACAAGUAUUGCCUCACUGCUGCCACCAUUGUCCAUUCCAUCAUCCUUUCAGUUGUCCUAACAACCAACAAGACUGCCAUUUGGUGGGUGGCAGCAGCCCGGCGACCUCCCCACUGACCCCUUGCUGUGCGCACCAUCACUCCGAGUACCCGGCUGUCAGGCCGAUCCAUUCGCCUGUCCAUCAGACCACCUGCUGCCAUCAGCCCCCUGCAUCUUUUUGUUUGCACCAUUGCUGGCAGGACCAUUUUCAGCACCAGGCUAUUCAGGCGCAUAAACCCAUUAAGAGGCCUUCCAGAUCUUUCCGAUUCCCCAAAAGUUAUUCAGAGCUCAUAGCUGACUGGCCAGUCAUCGUUCUUGGGGUCUGCACCGUCUUCAUCAUUGUCUGUGCAUUGGUGGGAGUUUUAGUUCCUGAAUUUCCAGACUUCUCAGAUCCUAUGCUGGGAUUUGAACCAAGAGGAACUGAAAUUAGCCAAAGGCUCACCACGCUGGAUAACAUGAGAAGAAGAACUGGAUAUAAAACAACGCUCGCCAAUUAUCCACUUAAAUAUGCUGAAAUGCAAGCUAACAGGUAA
This is a messenger RNA of Polypterus senegalus (gray bichir), 1119 nucleotides long. It is a transcript of the gene disp1, whose product is annotated as dispatched homolog 1 (Drosophila). The transcript is spliced from 5 exons. Lineage: Eukaryota; Metazoa; Chordata; Cladistia; Polypteriformes; Polypteridae. The record is from RefSeq and is a predicted model, not a curated record. Bases 16 to 1119 code for a protein of 367 amino acids.